ACCGUUGCGAAAAUAUUUUUAAUCGCAACGAAUUUCGUCCUCGGUGUGUACAGACUAAUACGAAUGCAUGUGUUUAAUAGGCUGCGUAAUUUCGUGCGAAUAUUUCGUCCGAAAAAUCGGACUCGGUGUGUACGGGCUUUUAAGGCUGUGGGUUUAAAAUGUGAGUUUAAAAUGUCGGCACCUGGCAACCUUAUUACUGCGUCGGUGCGCUUCAAGACCUGUAGGAACGCCUCCCAUAUGUUAGUCCUCAUUAUGGUCCUCAAGCCUGCCUUCACUCGGGUGAAUUGUAAAUCUUCGAGUUACGUUGUUCAUGUAACCUCGACAUCAGCUUUGAUCUAAUAUGGAUAGUCGUUUUUUUCAUUGAGAAUACACAUAAGUUCUUCUCCAACAACCGCGGAUAACUCGUAAUGGAUCUUACCAUCUGGUGUUUAAUAUUUGGAGUUCUAACUUGCCUGAAUUCUGCUGCUUCAGGUCAAGCCUUUCUCAUUCCUGGUCCAGAGAAUGUGACUGUGGACUGUGAUAACUUUGACACCAUUGUGUACUGGAAUUACUCCGAUCUCUUGAUAGGAACUCUUUUUCAAGUAGAGUUUAAAAGCGACAUUGGCAAUAAGAACACCUUCAAGACGGAGGCACACCAUGUCAACAUCACUAGCCGACUGAACAACACAAACUACGCCGUGUACACCAUAAGAAUCCGGGCCCAGAACGUAACUCACACCUCCAAAUUCUCUUCGCCUGUUAGGUUUGCUUUUGAUAACCGCAUGGAAGGAGACAUUAUAUGUAAUCUGGACUUCCCACCUGUAACCCUGAAGAACGAGUAUGGAGACCUCACCCUGAGUUUCCAGAAUCCUCUGCACCUGUAUGAAAACACUCCAGCCCUCAAGUAUCUCAAGAACAACACAGACCCAAACCUGGAGACGUCCAACUUGAGCUACGAAGUAGUUGAUCAGAGCAACAGAGCCACAGAGUUUACCUGUCCUUAUGAGAAGAGCGUGUGUGCAGAGACGCUGCACAUCUCAGCCAAAAAGGACCACUACUGCGUCAACGUGUCGGGGAGCAUCGUGCGGGCAAACGUCCGCGCUGCAAAGUUUUGCUACAAUGGGCCGGAGAAGGGUCGACCACUGCCCAGUCAUAUCGUUGCCAUCGUAUUUGCGAUGGUCCUUAUCGGCACUAUCAUUUUCCUGGCUGCUUUAGUAUCCUGGAAGACGAGGGCCAAAACCCACCCCAUUCCUACACCACAUGUGCCUCCUCUCACUGAACGAAGACCCGUUUAUCCGGACCCACCCGGGCGGUCCGAAAGCGUCGAUAUUCUGUGGGUGGACUCGUCGCUGUCGGUAACUUCCGAGGACCCGCUCCUGUCGGACCACAGCUCCAGCAGCUGCCGCAGCAGUGCCCAUUGCUCCAGCUUCCUCAUUAGCCCAGGCCGCGUGCAGACCAGAGCGAGUCUGGCGAGCGACGAUGUGGAGCGAGACACCGAAUCGACCGGUUGGUCGAUCGAAAGGUCAAGUCAGGACCUGAGACUCUUGGAGACGUCGGGAGGGACGCUCUCAUCGGACGACUCGCCUCACGCCUAUGCGAUGCGCGACAUCUUCGUGGACCUGAGGCCACGCGGCCGGGACGGUGUGGACGCAGAAGAAGAGGUGAGGUACAGCGAGGGUAAGACCAAUGGACACCCCGCAAACCAAGAGUCGUCAGGAGGGACAGCGCUGUCCGGUUACGACUCGUCGCACGGCAUCUCCGUGGAGCUGGAGCCAGGGGACUGCGUGGAUGGCUACACAGUGGACAGAGCGUGUUCGGAGAGCGAGGACAUGGAGCGAGACACCGAAUCGACCAAUUGGUCAAGCGAAAGGUCCGCUCAGGACCUGAGAGACUCAGAGGUGUCAGGAGGAACGGUGCUGUCCGAUUACGACUCGCCUCACAACAUCUCCGUGGAGCUGGGGCAAGGGGACUUUGUGGAUGGCUACACAGCCAGGAAGCGUUUGGCUUGAGGUCGGGCGUGUCUGCAAUUGAGAGUGAACGUUUUAAAAGGCAGAGUCCGCAAAUUUUGGAGAAAGAUUGUUAAGAAUUGAGCUCAACAGCCAAUCAAGUUGCACCCUUUGUUUCCGUGCUCCUAAAGCUCAACUUAGCAGGGCGUGACCAGGCUAGCCAAACUGCCUUGACUUCAAUGCAAAAGAGACAGCAGAUUUGUUGCCAGGCAGUCAGCCUAUACUCAACCAUGGUGAUGGCCAUUGCUGCCCUCUGCUCCUUAACAGGCUUUACACACACUCUCAUCUUACACACACUGCCACACUCCCAUCUCAGGAGGUCUGGGUUAAAUAAAUAUGCUGAUUUUACCAGAGUGAUGGACUUUGAUGGGUUUUGGCAAAAAUAAAUAAAUCUAUAUGAAUGAAUGUCUAUACAAACAUACAUACAUACAUACAUGGCCUUUGGUCCAUUAAAGACAAACUGGGACUACAACAGGUUCUAGAGCACUGCUAAUGGAGCAAUGGAACUGCUUGGAGAUGAAACAUUCAUUCCCACUGGACCUGUAGGCAGUUAUGUAUCCACUCUAUGUGGAAAUGUGUGAGGAACGCUUCCUGGAGAUUUGCAUCAGGGUAGUGGUUACGGAUCUGAAUAAGCCUCUGUUCAUCAGCCAACAUCAAAGAGAGAGAGAGAGAGAAAGGACUGGUGACAGGUGCAGUAUUUUCAGAUCUCUAUUUCUGGCUAGUGCUAGCUUGUUUAACAGGCACCAGGUAAGGUGACACUUUACUUUAGGUUUCUACUAAGAGUGACACGACACUCAUAACCCUACCACUAACCCUUACUUGUCAUGACAAAAAACAAAUGACAAUUGACAGAAGCGUUAUGUCAAUUAUGACUUUUUUUUUUUUUUUAGUUUAUAAUGUUUAUGACAUGCUCUUGACAGUGUCAUGUCACUCUUAUACAGAUACCUUCAACUAACGUGUAACUGGUUAUUUUAAGCGCUAGAAGAUGGUGUCUGUCUGGUUGUCAAACUAGUUAGUAGGCGGGCAUACUAACAAAAUACCUAAAUGUUUUGUGGAAGUAACAAACGGGUAGCACUGAAGAGGAGUCACAGAGUGCAAAUUGUGCAGAUGUAUAACUGCACUGACAAUUCCUGUCUGCUGCUGAGAAUGAGCAGUAGCGGGAGUAGUAGAAGCCCUGUGAAUGCUAACUACAUUUUUGUGACGGACAAAAUCAGAAAACUACAUGUUAAAAAGAGUAUGUAAUAACAUAGCCUUUGAGCUCAUGGGGAAAUGGGUCCUUACAUCUACACCAUACUGGUGCAAAUGGCAUAGAAAAAAGGAGGACAGAAAAUACUAAAUACUGCUGUAAUCAUCAGAAGUCUUAAGAUGUUCAUAAUGUCCUGCGCAGCUAUACAGUUUAUAUUUUGUCCAUAUAUUCCAACUUUGCCUCAAUGACACCCGAAAUUAGCACUGUUUUUGAUCAUACUUAGACAUAAGAUAACCACGUUGCCAAUCAGAACAUGACCCAUGACCCUUGCUGUCCAGUGAUCUCACAGGGUCACGGGUGACCAUGUAUGGACCCUUUCAAGAGAGUUCCAUUAUCAGCAUCAUAGUUGGCCCCACAAGGCUUCCGUUUUAACAUUCCAUAUGUUAUCUUAAUGUAGAGGAAGUAGAUUGGGGCCCAAAUAGAACGUUCAAGCAUUGUUUUUGUUUACCUUGUUGAAAGGGUUUGUAUGUGAAAUAGGCAACUGUGAAAUCCCAAACUCUGCAAGCUGUUAUGACAACCACCUAUAGUGAUCAUAGUAGUGUGUGUCUAAGGAUAGGACUUUGUGAAAACUGUCAGCAAAUGUAAUUACAGUAUAGGUACUUGCAAUUACAUGUUUAUUACUAGCUCAUAUUAUCAUCUGUAUAUUGGUUGAGGGUUAGAGUGAAACGUCAUCGAAUUCUUUUGUACCUAACAGGGAAGCUACACCGGGCACAUACCUCAAGCGUUCCGUUCCCCCAGCGUCUGCUGCACCAAUCAGCUUUCACUGCAAUCAAUGGCCACGCCAGGCAUGGGCUUUCAAAAUUAGAUUUCCGAUCCAUGAACAGAAUGCUACAGUCGUGGACCCUGUGUAGCCCGGGCCUUUCAAUCUGAAAUUAUUUCUGGACAUCUUGCUAUUUUGUUAGCAAGAUAAAAAAAUAAAAAAAACAUCAGGGCUCGUAAUAUGCCAAAUGUAGCUGUUACAUGUGCUUGCUUGUAUAUAUGCUUGUUUUGCACACAAUGUUAAUACAUAAAUGUUAAUACUGAAAUGAA
Molecule: messenger RNA, 4260 nt
Organism: Alosa alosa (allis shad)
Lineage: Eukaryota; Metazoa; Chordata; Actinopteri; Clupeiformes; Clupeidae
Gene: ifngr1
Product: interferon gamma receptor 1
Exons: 7
Coding region: 408-1988 (526 amino acids)
Molecular function (GO): protein binding
Source: RefSeq, a predicted model, not a curated record